Messenger RNA from Clunio marinus, 852 nucleotides. NCBI's taxonomy places the organism in Eukaryota, Metazoa, Arthropoda, Insecta, Diptera, Chironomidae. The record is from the annotation of a GenBank genome assembly.
AUGUUUGAAGGAAAAUACGAUGUUGUAGAUUCUUUCUACUUCAUGACAACACCUACACCUUUGAUUCUAUUUAUAACUUUGUAUUUGUACUGUGUGUUGAAGAUAGGACCAGCGUUCAUGAAUAAUCGAAAACCUUUCAGCUUGUUAAAAGUUAUCAGAGUUUACAACAUCUUCCAAGUUUUAGCAUGUGCAUGGUUUGUUUUCAAGUUUCAUUCACAUGGAUUUACUUUUCGAAAUAUUUGGAGAUGUGUUGACAGUCUCAAGAAGGGAUCUGAAAUUAAAACUAUGAACUGCAUGUGGUGGUUUCUUAUGCUGAGAGCUUUUGAGUUAAUUGAAACCGUCUUCUUCGUUCUGCGUAAGAAACAGAAUCAAGUCUCGACGCUCCAUCUCUAUCACCAUAUUAGCACACUUGCUUUACUCUGGUUAUACUUUAAGUAUAGCUCAGGAAUGAUGGAGCUUGCCAUUGUAGUGAUGAACUCUUCAGUUCAUGUCGUGAUGUAUCUUUACUAUUUCUUAAGCUCAUUCAAACGAAUAGCUGUGAUUAUUAAUGGCUUAAAGCCUUUCUUAACAAUAAUUCAACUUUUACAACUUGUAUUGAUGCUCGGACAUUGCGUUGUCGCCAUCAUGCCAGGAUGUAUUUGUGGCGUUUCAAAACUUUUCUACAUUCAAAUCGCUAAUCUUAGUAUUUUGAUUUAUUUCUUCAUGAAGUUUUUUAUUGAAUCUUAUUGCAAUUCGAACACAAACUCGAAGAUUAUUUCUAAAGAUUCCGAUAAUAACUUGAAAUGUGAUUGAAUUUUUGCUAUUAAAGAAUCUUGAUAGGAAUUUAUGGAAAAGUUAUGAUGAAUUGUGAAG